This is a messenger RNA of Closterium sp. Naga37s-1, 438 nucleotides long. Lineage: Eukaryota; Viridiplantae; Streptophyta; Zygnematophyceae; Desmidiales; Closteriaceae. The record is from the annotation of a GenBank genome assembly.
AUGGGGCCCCUGCGGGUUCCUGCUGCUGGUGACGCGCUAUCAUUCCAGGCGUGGGCGGGACCUCCUCGCAUGGCUGAGGUCCCCGAGGCGUCACUUGGGCAGCUGUGGCGCCUCGCGGAGGGCUUGCGGGUCGUGCACCUGAUCCAGGCGUACGGUCAUGCAGCUCUUGCUCGUGGUGGCUCGCUAGAUGGUCGCCAACGGGACGCGUGUCUUGAUGCUGCUGACCGGCUCGCGGAGCUGCUGGCGCCCGUGCUGGCUGCGCCCGCGAUGGGCGUAAUUGCGGGUGUUGGGCAGCUUGGUACAGCUGUCCGUGGGCUGCGGCGGAUUUUGCGCGCAGGCUCUGGAGCCGAUGUGAUCGGCGCAAGCACGGCGGCGGUGCGGCAGCUGCACCGCUCUCUGACUGGGUUCCUGGCGAUUCUUGACGCGGAUCAGUUCUAG